Molecule: messenger RNA, 480 nt
Organism: Purpureocillium lilacinum
Lineage: Eukaryota; Fungi; Ascomycota; Sordariomycetes; Hypocreales; Ophiocordycipitaceae
Source: RefSeq, a predicted model, not a curated record
AUGAAGUCCUCGGUCCUCCUCACCGGCAGCUUCGCCGCCGCCGCCGUCGCCCAGAGCGGCAUCUUCAGCAUCCCCGAAGGCACCAACCUCGGCACCCCGAUCAUCAUCUCCACGCCGCUGACCAACCCGCUCCGCACCUCGACGGCCAGCACCAGCGACACGGGCCACGCCUCCAUCCCCGAGGGCACCGGCUCCCCCACCGUCUCCAUCCCGGACGGCACAAUGUCCAUCCCCGAGGGCACCAGCAAGGGCACCAUCUCGCAGUCGCAGGCGAGCUCGACCCCGACGGCCACCGGCUCGGCGUCCACCACCGGCGGCUCCACGCUCGUGCCUACCACUUCCGGCCCGUCGGGCACCGGCACCGGCUCGCCGACGACGACGGGCGGUCAGACGACGAGCGCGUCCACCGCCGGUGCGGUCGCCAACCAGGCCGCCGGCGCCGUGGCCGCCGCUGGCUUCUUCGCUGCUCUGCUCGUCUAA